This is a messenger RNA of Dendronephthya gigantea, 5998 nucleotides long. RefSeq lists its product as uncharacterized. Gene Ontology annotation, biological process: regulation of DNA-templated transcription. The record is from RefSeq and is a predicted model, not a curated record. Lineage: Eukaryota; Metazoa; Cnidaria; Anthozoa; Malacalcyonacea; Nephtheidae. Bases 272 to 5482 code for a protein of 1736 amino acids. Gene Ontology annotation, molecular function: RNA polymerase II cis-regulatory region sequence-specific DNA binding; DNA-binding transcription factor activity, RNA polymerase II-specific. The transcript is spliced from 2 exons.
CGCUAAUCAAAACAAAGAAACGGUGGGAGUUUCUCUUGAAAAUGUUCGUGAUUUUUGAUAAUCUACAAUCAAUUUUUCGCUAAAAACAAAAGAUUUGGUUUAAAAUAUGAUUGCGUCGUCAUACAGUUUCGUUUCUCUGCUAAAUAUUUGAAGAAAUUAUGGGUGCAAAAUGACCAUUCUAGAAAUUGCUGCUAGAAAACAUCUGGCUCAUAAGAAAGUCAUACAGAAAUUAAUUUAAACUUUUACAAACAAUGACACAGGUAUUAUUCUGAUGUUGUCCAAAUCGAUGAAUGGUAAACUUGACAGUUGUGGGAAUUAUGUUUUGUGUAAAACAACAUAUUCAAAUACUGACCAAAAUGCUCCAUUAAGUAAACAUGAUGUGUGUGGAAUUCAGAGAAUUGAAGAUACCAGUCCUGGGACUGCAGUUGUACUGGGUGAAGAUAAAUUUGCUCCCCAUAAAACUGAGCUGAGUUCACCAUUAAACAAACAAAUCAGUUCUGUGAAGAAUGAGGAACUGAUAGUGCAUGGUGUUCUUGACACCAGUAAAUACAUUCCUGCCUCUAGUAAAAGAGAACAUAAUACAGACAAAAAGCGUAUGAAUAUUGAAGAAAACAGUUUAAAAAAGUGUCAGUAUUGUCAUACGACGUUUCCAUACUCUUUAUUCAAACUACACGCACAAACAUGCAACAAAAGCAUAGCCAAUGAAAGUUCAAACAAUUCAGAAGAAAACUUAGCGACGUGUCGGUUCUGCAAGAGCAUUUUCCCCGACUCGCUAAUUCAACAGCAUACGGAGACAUGCACGCAAAGAAAAAUGCACAAAUGUGAAAUAUGUCAGAAAUGUUUUCGAGUGCAGUCGAAGCUUCUCAUUCAUCAACACGUGCACAGCAGUGAAAGACCUUAUCCUUGUAAGAUAUGCUCUAAGUCGUUUAAGUUUAGAUCAGGACUCAGCCGGCAUAUGCGGCGUGAACAUUCGAGCGGAGGUAAAACAGAACAUGAACAACAAAGUACCCCCUUGGAAAAAGAAAUCAGCUUUCGACCAGAUUCAUUUGAGGAUUGUAUUGAAGAAGAUAGUCAGUGCCAAUGUUGUGAGAGUUCUAGUAAAGGGGAACAUUUCAUGAGACAAACUGCUUUUGAAGCAGCAAAGACGAAGAUGGAGCAAGAAACUCGUCCUUUCAAGCAGGAAAAUGUCGAUCUUAAGAAUUGUUGUCAGACAGUCGGUCAGACUAUGGUGACAGAAAGCGAUAACUACCGGGAUAACAGUAUCAGGCGAUGGCCAGAAACGUUUGAGAUUGUGGAGAAUCCUAAAAGUAACUUUGAAGUCACACAAGAACUAGCUCAAGUACCCAAUGGACAUUUACCUAGCGCCAAACACUCGCCGUACAGGCAGAGAUCUGGCAAAAGCAAAGUCUAUGAGUGUGAGUAUUGUUCAAGUGUCUUCGAAAAGCCAUCAAAACUGUUAGUUCACAAACUUAUUCACAGCGAAGAGAGGCUGUUUGCAUGUGAAAUUUGUCAGAAUACUUUCAAGCACAAAGGUUCCCUGACGAGACAUAUCAAAGAGCAACAUUAUAGUCAAGGGAGACGAGCCUCCAGCGUGGCAGUCGAUGGUAAACAAAGAAGUAUACAAAAACAUCGUGGCCCUUUGGAGAAAGAAUCUAACUUCGAAAAUGAAAGUAACGAGUAUACUGCUGUUCAAGUAAAUUAUUCCAGUGACGAGGAGCAAGAUUGUGUAAGCAUGGUACUUGAUAGAAAGCAGGAGUGCCAAAUGAGCCUGUCGUUUCGGGAUGAAAGUAGCUUUCAAAACGUUGAUGAUUCCAUCGUUCAAGCGUCGCCUGUGAAGGAAAAUCGAACUCUUAGAUAUGGAAGAGGAAAGGCUUUAGAGAAAGAACAAAAUAAUCCAAGUAUGAUAUUUAGCAAAACUCAAGGAGAUAGAAACGGUUUGUCUUUGCAUGACGAAGUGAGCCUCAGAAAUCUGGGUAAAACCGACGAAUUUGGUGUGAACAAAAAUAAAAUUGGUUUGUUACAAGUUGAAGAUUGUUCAGAUCGAAAUGGUUUGUCUUCUCAGAAUGAAUUUAACACUGAGAGUCGUGAUAAUACAAAUGAUGAUGAUCCCGACAGAGAAAGCGUAAAUAAGAAGUGUAAAGAAGGUGACUAUGAAAUUCAUGAAAAUAUGAAACGAAAGCAAACGAAACAUGAUUUGCAAUGUAGGGAUAUCAAUUUGGAAAAUAUGGGAAAUGGUGUGGAAGUCAACGCAAAACGAGAUGAAAUACCCGAGGAACCUAAAUUAUAUUAUUGUCCAGUCUGUCCAAGAAUAUUUCCUAGAUCAUCUGCAUUACGGAAACACAAAAUAAUUCACAACGAUAGCAUGUCAUUUUCUUGUAACAUAUGCGGACAUUACUUCAAGUACAAAGGCUCAUUGACUAGACAUGUAAAAGAGCAACAUUAUGGUAAGGGAAGAAAGAGUUUUGGCAUUGUAGUGGAUGGGCAAGAAGAAAGUAUAUUAGAACAUUCGUCUCCUCCGGAGAAGGUUAGCUUUGAGGAUGCUGUUAAUUCAUCUGCCAUGGGUAAUGGUGGAUCGACAAGAUCUCCGCAGAAGCAAGAUUAUGGUCAAGUAAACAUGGAAGAUUGCAUGACAGCGGAUGAUGAAGCUCACGAAGGGAAAUAUAUUCAGAACGGUGACCGGCAUUCGAAGAACAGAAGUGAAAAUUGUAAAAAUAAAGAAGACAGUGAAAGCUGUGAAAGUUUGGAUGACAAGGAACAAAAUGAUCAAAGUGGUAAGUUUGAAGAACAGCAAAAGGAUGAAAAGAUUCUUUGUUUGAUGGACAAAGUUUGCUUUGAAAAUUUUGGUAGUAGCAAAGAAUGUCUUGUAAGACAAAGCGAUGCUUCCUAUGAAGAAAACAAUGUCGGCAACCCAAGUUUAGGUGGAAGACCCAAUGAUCAAAUUAUGAUGUCUGAUAGCAAGCAAAGAGAUCAAAUGAAAGUCGUUUGUUUUGGUGAUGUUGAUACCGAAGUUUGUCUUGUAAAAGAGGAUGAAUCAUGCAAACAUGUUAAGUGUAAUAAACAUAUUUUAAGCGUUGAUGAUGGACAGGGCAAGGAGGCUAGUUUGACGAAUAUUGAAAACCGCAGUGAAACUUUUCAAUAUGAAGAAGACUAUUUCGCUGAAAACAACCUGGAAAAGGUAAAAAAGGUUUAUGAAUGUCCUGAAUGUCCACAAGCUUUUCCAAUACCGUCCGCGUUGCGAAAGCACAAAGUUAUUCACAGCGAUAACAUGCCAUUUUCCUGUAAAAUAUGUGGUCGAUACUUCAAGUACAAAGGUUCACUGAGACGACAUAUCAAAGAACAGCAUUAUGGUCUCGGAAGGAAAAGCUUAAGUUCAGUUUUUGGCGACAUGGGAGGAUAUAAGCAAAUUAAUUGUCCUCCGCUUGAAGAAAACAAGAAUUCGUUAGACAUCAAUGAAAGUUUGAAGUGUAAGGAUGGAUCAACUGAAGAUUUGAAUGAUCAAGAUCUUAAACAAGGAAAAAAUGAUGCAAACAGCAUGGUAGUUGAUGAGAAAAACGAGGGUAAACCAGACCAAGAGGAUUGUUCUUCCGUGGAAAAGAGCAGUUUUGAUAUGAUGAGAGAACAUGAAAAUUGUGAUUAUAAAGUAGGAACUAUCCAGGAGAAUGCGGAGACCUCAGAUGCAAGACAAAAUGAUCAAAGUAUGAUAGGAAAUGAAAUGUCUCUGCCGGAUGAACUGGGAAAAGAUGGUUUACAAAAUGCUGACUCUGCAGAGGAAGACACGGAUAUUCCAAGCAUGAUAUAUAGAGAAAGGCAAGAAGAUGAAGAUCGUGUGAUCAUACGAGAUGGAGACAAUGAGGAAGAAGUUGAAACAUGGAAUCAUCAAGUACCAGUACAUUUUCCACAUCUGGAAGAUAAUUUUGAAAGUGGCGAGAGAAAUUUAGAAGUUAAGAGGAAAAUGUCUGAGAUUUGUGAAGAAAAUUUUGAUGUGGAUAAUCGUAAUUUCAAUGUUAACUCGGCAUCAUUUGAAACCCCCGAUAAAUGUUAUUUUCCCGCCAUACCGUCAGACCUUAUGCAAAAAUAUGAGGGAAUUAAGAUCUAUGAGUGUCCCGAAUGUCAGAAAGCGUUUGCAAAAUCGUCCCAUUUGCGAAAGCAUAGCCAAAGUCACAGUGAUGUGAUGUCAUUUUCCUGUCAGAUAUGCGAGCGUCGUUUCAAGUAUAAAGACUCACUUUCCAGACAUAUUAAGGAGCAACAUUAUGGCCAAGGCAGAAAAGGUUUGAGAAUGGUAAUGGCUGAGAAACUUGGAAGGGAAGAGGAGAAUAAGAAUUUGAACUUCUUGGAAACGAAAGAUGAUUUGGAGAACAAAUGCAAUUCUUUAGAAAUUGCAGACGAAGAAAGUACUGUUAAAGGGACAUUUGAAGCAAUUGUAGACGACGAAAGACCAAGAAAGUUUGGAGUGAAUUCUUAUAUUCAAAAUCAUAAUGAACAGGCCAUCCAAGAGAAAGACAAUGUAGGCAGAGAUAGGGAUGAGAAUAUUUCGUUUGAACAAAACGGAAAAGAAAGAAACUGGAACAACAUAAAACAGGAUAAGCCAAAAAUCGGCAGCGAUAACCUCGAAAAAGCACCUGUAGACUUUUCCUGCACACUUUGCGGGAGAUACUGUAAAUACAGGAGUUCACUAUCCAGACAUUAUAGAGAGCAGCAUCUCGGCAAAGGGCGAAAAGCGGACAAGUGUAGUUUCGAAGAUGGAAACACCAAGCAAGAAUACUCUGAUCGUGGUGAGAGAAAAUUGAAAGAAAAUGGCAGCGAGAUUAAUUCUAAUUCUGAACAGGUUUUCCAAAAAGAUAAUGUGGCUGUCACUCAUGAUGAGAAAUUCAAAUCGUCUCAUUUCGAACUUUUAAAGACGAAGAAGGUUCACAAAUGUUCAGACUGCCCCAAAACGUUUUGGUCGUCUUCUGAACUUAAGGAGCAUACAUACAAACACACUGACAUUCGAUCGUUUGUUUGUACUCUCUGUGAAAAAGCAUUUAAAUUUCGCUCGGGGCUCGUUCGCCAUAACAGAAAAGAGCAUAAAAAGAAUGGUUUAACCAGUUUAACCAAGUUCGUGAACGAAAAUGUGGACGGUAAUCACAUCUCGCCGGGGAAUAAUUUGAGAAAUGGAUGUUUAACGUCAGAGCAAAGAAGUCCGAUGUUUGAAGAAGGCAGUACAGAGUUUGGUGAUAAGAUUGAAGAGGAUUUUUCUAACGGUGGAGGAGGGAAGCUCGUUCACAGCAUUGUCGAUGAAAUUGACGAAAGUCAUUCCUCUCCUGAAAAUGUUAAUUCUGUUGUGGAAGUGGCUGAUAAAACUACGAAUGCAGUUGUGUCCGCCAGAAGUAUUUGCCAGAAACAGUGCGGUCAGAAGAAACCAGCCUCGUAUAAUUGUAACAAAUGUGACGCUGUGUUUAAACAACUGUGUGACUUUUUAACUCAUCAAAGAAUUCAUAAAUAGACCUGCAGAGAGCUGUACUUCACCGUACUGUAGAAACCAUAUUCCAAGUCAUGUAUGACUUUAUAUGUGAAUUUAACCAGUGUGACCUCGUUUUCGUGUAGCAAGCCUAAAGAUUAACGACUCAGUCAUAGAUGCUUAUUUUUUUAAGGAUUGGUUCUAUAGAAGGGUUAUAUUCAUACCACAGCCCUUUCUGGAGCUGCAGCUAGUACAAGCUAGAAAGCGCUACCUGCAUGCAUGGGUUGCUUGUAACUUGCUAUUUUGCUCAAGCGAAUGUAUUCCUCAUAUUAUUAUAUAUUUCGUUGUCCAUUCGAGGAGAUUUUGAAAAACAUAUGUCACUUGAUAUAUAGAUUUUAUUUCUAGAUUUCUUCGAUCCAGGGUUCGGUUGUUUAGCUUCUGCACAACGGCCCAAUAUUCGUAAUAUUAUUCCACGGUGAACGCAGUAUUUAAAGCGCUGCUUAACCUGCUGAAAAAUGUAUCAUGUAAUAUAGUUUAUAUUUUUAUAUAUAAAUGUAUAUA